AUGAGGCUCUCAUCGGCGGCCACGACUGACACCUGCCGUCAAACCCAUGAUUACUACGAUAUGACUCUCACGGCGACCAGACAUGUACCACCGAUGCCGUGUCCACACUUUGGUAACCUCCCGAAGGACUACAACAAGGCGGUCCACGGGAACUACUAUCCCUUCCGUUAUUAUGGCAAACCGGACACACCGUUGGCUGAUGUGAAGAUGUCUGAGUUGACGUCAUGGCUGAACCGGCGUAACGUACAUCCGGUGGCUAUAUUUCAGGCCGUUAUGAGGAGUUUCUACCGCUUUGAACAGCGCUUCGUUCAGCCCCGGUAUGCAUACAUCGGUCGCGCCUGGAAUAUGAAG
Oppiella nova is the source of this 351-nucleotide messenger RNA. Lineage: Eukaryota; Metazoa; Arthropoda; Arachnida; Sarcoptiformes; Oppiidae. The record is from the annotation of a GenBank genome assembly.